Messenger RNA from Andrographis paniculata, 582 nucleotides. RefSeq names its product MADS-box transcription factor PHERES 2-like. Gene Ontology annotation, molecular function: protein dimerization activity; DNA binding. The coding region runs from base 1 to 582 and encodes 193 amino acids. NCBI's taxonomy places the organism in Eukaryota, Viridiplantae, Streptophyta, Magnoliopsida, Lamiales, Acanthaceae. The transcript has a single exon. The record is from RefSeq and is a predicted model, not a curated record.
AUGGAGAGGAUAAAACAUGAGCAACUCACUAAUGAAAAUAAGCGAAACUCUAUCCUCCUCGAAGAAACUGAAGGUCUCUUGAAGGAGGUCGAGCAAUUGAAGAUUCUUUAUGGUGUUGACAUUGCCAUCAUCGGUCAUGAGGAAGGUGGCGAAAGCAAUACCAUUCUUUGGCCAUCACCGGAAGGGGUGGCGGAGCAGGUGAACAAAUUUAUGGAGUUACCGAUAGACGAAAAAACUAAGAGAAUGGUGACUCACGAGAGUUAUAUAGAGCAAAUUAUAAAGAGUGAAAAGGAGAACAUUGAUAAGUUGAUGAGGGCUAUGGCGGUGAAGGAGGGCCAUCAGCUUCUAGCCAAAAAGGAGGUGGAAGACAUGGACGUGACUGAGCUGAAAAAUUUGAAGGUCAUGGUAGCUGAGAUGAUUAAGAAACUGAAGAAAAGAGCUGAAGAACUCGACCUGGUGACGGCACCGAAGGCCAACAUUGGGGCUGGAUCAGUGGAGGGUGGAGGAGACCUUUUUCAGGACCAUGACUUUUUCGAACAUUGGGGCACCUCCUUUUGGAGCAGCGACAGCUACAUCCGAUGA